CUCCUCACAGUGAACGCGGCAACGUUCAGCCCACCCAACCUCCGAAAUGAAACUACCAAUCCUCCUCCUGAUAGCCCUAGUGGCCGUGGUGGCGGCGAAGUCCGCUCCUGGUCGCUUGGCUGCGCGGUACGACCACUUCCGUGUCUACCAGCUGACCAUUGAUACUGACUUGCAGAUGGAGGAGCUCAAGAAGAUCCACGAGCACAUCUCCGUGCACUUCCUCAACGAACUGGGUGCUGCCGGCCAUAAGUACAAUGUGAUUGUAGGUCCCUUGUUCCACAGAGCCCUCGAGAAGACUCUUAAGUUCCUCGAAAUUGUUUACGAAGUGAUUGUCGACGAUCUGCAGAAAUUGAUAGAUGAAUCCUCAGUUGGCGACGAUUCCCAGAUGGAAUGGGAGACCUACCACUCGCUGGACACCAUUUACGAUUGGAUCGAUCAGGAGUGUGCUGCCCACGAUUACCUGGAGUGCAAGGUGAUUGGACAGUCGUACGAGGGUCGCGACAUCAAGAGCAUUAAGUUGUCGAAGCGGUCGGGCAACAAGGCCAUCUUCCUGGAGGGCAACAUCCAUGCCAUGGAGUGGAUCUCGUCGGCCACCGUCACCUUCCUGCUGAAUCAGCUGAUCAACUCUGAGGAUCCGGAAAUGCAGCGUCUGAGCGAGGAGUACGAUUGGAUUGUGGUGCCCAUGGUGAACCCGGAUGGCUUCGUUUACACCCACGAAGUGGAGCGUUUGUGGCGCAAGAACCGUCGUCCCAACGGAUACCGCAACGAAACUGGCGAUUGCUACGGCAUCGACAUGAACCGCAACUUUGACUACCACUGGGGAGGUGCCGGCUGGAACAUCGAUGAGCCCUGCGAUCACUGGUUCGGUGGUGAGGAGCCCAACACUGAGGUGGAGAUCAUCUCGCUGCAGAACUUUGUGAGCUCCUUCGAGGAUGGCUACAUCCGGUCGUACAUGGCCUACCACGCCUACGGACAGUACGUGCUCCUGCCCUACGGACACUCCAACACCGAGUUCCCCCCCAACUACGAGCAGAUGAAGCGCAUUGCCGCUGCAUUCUCCGAUGCUGCCGCUGAUGUCUACGGUUCCACCUUCACCUAUGGAGCCAGUGGUCUGCUGAACUAUGUGGUGUCGGGAGCUGCCAAGGAUUGGGCCUACGGCGUGAAGAACAUCCCAUUCACCUGCACCGUGGAACUGCGCGACAAGGGAACCUUCGGCUUCUUCCUGCCCUCCAACCAGAUCACCGAGGUGGGCCUCGAGGUCACUGCUGGUCUGAAGGCUCUGGUCAACAAGGCUGCCGAGGAGGGCAUCUUCGACUAAGGCUUAAUCCCUUUCACUGGAGAGCAGAUGUUGCGAAAAAAUAAAUAAAUCAUUUUCAAUUUAUAAUGUGAACAUUCAAAAA
Drosophila teissieri is the source of this 1400-nucleotide messenger RNA. Its product is annotated as zinc carboxypeptidase. Gene Ontology annotation, molecular function: metallocarboxypeptidase activity; zinc ion binding. Gene Ontology annotation, biological process: proteolysis. The coding region runs from base 47 to 1318 and encodes 423 amino acids. The record is from RefSeq and is a predicted model, not a curated record. The transcript is spliced from 5 exons. Lineage: Eukaryota; Metazoa; Arthropoda; Insecta; Diptera; Drosophilidae.